UUGGAACAAUACAUGAAUGAAUCAAGCAAUGAUUGGAGAUCCACCAAGCCACCUGCCAGUUUAGUCCACCUACAUUUUCCUCACAUAAAGAUGGACUUUAGGACAUUUGGAAUCUUUUUACAAUGUGCCCUGUCCAUAAGUGUAUUGCUAUCUGAAGUUUCAGCACAAGAAACAUGCGGACAGCGGCCGUUGGUGGACGAUCCAGGAGGGUCACGUGUUGUUGGAGGGCGCAAUGCACCUUUGGGUGCAUGGCCUUGGCAGGUCAGCGUGCAGGUGAGGUCCUGGCACCUCUGUGGCGGGACCGUCCUCAACAGCCUCUGGGUGCUCACCGCUGCACACUGCUUCACUAUCGUUCCACCCCAUAGGAUGUCCAGUCUGCGCGUGGUGGCAGGACUCAACGUACUAACAGAACCAGGGCGGUACUCCCAGCGCCGCUAUGUUGUGGAGGUCAGAGCUCAUGAGAAGUUCCACCACCCCAGCUACUCCAACGACAUAGCUCUUCUGCAUCUCAGCUCUCCCCUGGAGUACACAGACUUUGUCCAGCCUGUCUGUACAGUGGAAGACGAGAUGGAGGAGUUCAACUUAAACCUCAACCAGUGUUUCGUCAGUGGUUGGGGCAGCACUUCUUUCAAAGGAAAGCCAAUGGACACGCUGCAAGAAGCUGAGGUGGAGUUGUUUGAGCAAAAUACUUGUAACCAGAUCGACUGGUACAACGGUUACAUCAAGAAUGGAAUGAUCUGUGCUGGCUCUGAGACCGGGGUGGUCGACACAUGUCAGGGAGACAGUGGAGGUCCACUCCAGUGCUUCAGUGAGGAUCAGGAAAAAUUCUACAUUGUUGGCGUGACAAGUUUUGGGGAUGCCUGCGGAUUGCCUAAAAGACCCGGAGUGUAUACUAGGGCCAGCAAGUACUCAGCUUGGCUGAAGACAACUCAGUCAAAAUCCCUGUCAGCCGUCUGUCAGCUAGAUAACAGUUUCAUCUUAGUCCUGUCCAGUGUAGUUUCUAGACUUAUCUGAAUGAGGUGAACUGCUGAAUCUAGUCCAGUGUUUGACAUAAACUACUCUCUCAUGGAUGGUCAUUACAUUUUGGUUUUGAUGACUUUACGUGGUCAAUAGUUCUGUCACUUCUCAGGAGUAGCCUAAAUAAACCAUAUUAUUCAAAGGCUCUGUAGGCUAUAUUUGAUGGGUCAUUUCAACAAUUUUAUGACUUUUGACGGAUAAACCUGUGAAAUGCCAUAAGGCCAUUGUUUCCACUGUCUUACUUUAUCAUAGUAGCUCAUAAAAACAUUAGCUAGGCCUUAAGGAACAUGAAAUUAAAUGUUGUAGCAUACUACUAAUUUCUUGAGAGAAUUCUAUACUAUUAUAUUCCUUAUGCCUACUAGCCUACUUAUAUUGCAGCCUUUUGAUCUCACAGGUUGCCAAAAAUGUCAAGUUCAACCACUGAGCAGUGGCAGCUCGCCAAUUAGUGUUAGGGGCGGCACCCUGCUUGUGAUUGGUUAUAUAAUUCAUGGAUUAUGUUUUAAAUGCGAUGUAAAUGUUUAAAUUUUCCUGUUUCAAAACAAUUUGAGUAAUGUUCUUUUUCAACAGGGUUUGCAUGAUUCAGCUUAGCACAUUUGGUAAACAACAGCUGGCAGAGCGCACCAAACCGGGUCAGGGUGUCAUGGCAUACUGUACCCAGUCAACACGCUGGGCUCUGGCGUAUUCCGUUUGAGAUACAGGGGAGUCGGAAUGGACUCGGACUUGGGUGGUUUCAUGCGGGCUGAGAAUUUACAGAGUCCGGCAGAAUCAUAUUACUCUGGGUUAAUGGUAAUCGGGCCGAAUCCACUUCAGCUUAUACAGCUCAAUACAUUUUUUCAGGAGUAAGGCCAUUUAGGUUUUUAUUACACUCUAAAAAUUAUGGGUUCUUCUAAGAUCCUCAAAGUUCAUUGAAGAACCUUAGGGUUCUUGGCACUGAAAAUGGCUCCCAAAAGGUUC
Molecule: messenger RNA, 1971 nt
Organism: Salmo salar (Atlantic salmon)
Lineage: Eukaryota; Metazoa; Chordata; Actinopteri; Salmoniformes; Salmonidae
Source: RefSeq, a predicted model, not a curated record